AUGAUUUCCGAUGAACAACUAGAAAAAUUCACAACAAUCGCACAAAUUGGCAAUGGUUCAUUUGGUAAAUGUUUUUUAUGUGAACGCUGUUCUGAUGGGGAGCAAGUCGUUCUGAAGAAAAUAAUGUUGAAUGAAGAUGCCAAGUUUGAAGCCUUCCUAAUUAGCCAAAUCAACCAUGAAAAUGUUGUCAAAACCUUUGAGAGCUACGUAAGCCACAGAAGCGUCUACAUAGUUAUGGAAUAUAUGUCUGGUGGAACUCUUCACGAACUCAUCAAGCAACCAGGAAAGCCUUUGGAGGACAGAAUUGUUCUCAAUUAUACAUCACAAAUUGCUUCAGCUCUUAGGUACAUCCAUCAAGAGCAUCGAAUUAUUCACAGAGAUGUAAAGCCCAGUAAUGUUCUACUUACUGAUCACAAACACCUUGAUCACAAAACGCUGAAACUUUGCGAUUUUGGAAUCGCUUUGAAACUUGAAUCCGGACAAAGAUUAAAAGGCAAAAUUGGCGCUCCUGGCACACUUAAUUACUUGGCACCUGAAAUACUUGGAGCCUGUGAGUACGACUUCAAAGCAGAUAUUUGGUCGUUAGGCUGUGUUGUUUUUGAAAUGAUUGAAAGAGAAAAAGCUUUUCCUGGUGUGCAAGAAUUGGCAGUUUUCCACAAAAUUUGCAAUAGAAUCGUUGCCAUUCCAGAAGAUUCAAAACUAUGUUUUUUAAUUAAUGUAUUGCUCGAGCCAAAACAAGAGAAAAGACCGUCGGCAGAAGAAGUUCUUACUCUUUUGGAGAAUAUGGCUUUAAUUGAGGAAUGUACAAAUGAUGGAAGCCGAUGGUGGAAUUUUAGCUUUUGGCCGAAAGGUAAAAGAAUUUAUCAUUUGAAAUAAAAAAAAGGAAUUAGGAAAUAUGUAU
Messenger RNA from Meloidogyne enterolobii, 901 nucleotides. Lineage: Eukaryota; Metazoa; Nematoda; Chromadorea; Rhabditida; Meloidogynidae. The record is from the annotation of a GenBank genome assembly.